AUGGCGCUCAUUCAGCUGCCCGUUGCGCAGGCAGUCUUCGGAGCGGCUCAUGCUGGCAUGGCCUUGGGCUUAUCGGCCAAGGCCAUGGGCAACUUGGUAGCAGCAGCGGCGCGGGGUGCGCUGCAGGGCGUGUCCGCCAUCUCGGCGGCGCACGUCGAGGCGUUUGAGACGGGCUCCACCCUCGACAAGCUGGAGGAGGCCCUACACGCCGUGAAGAAGGGGGCAGGGAUGGAGGCGACGCCGUCCGUCCCUGAGGCCAAGCAGCAGUUGCGGCAGUUGGGCAAGUCCGAGCUCGCGUCCAAGCUUGGCAAGCCCAGCAAGAUCCGCAACACCAUUGGGCACCCCCCUGCAGGCCUGGUGUGCGACAUUGCGCAGGCCUUCGAGGAGGAGAAGGAGGUAGGUAAGCCAUGCACUGUCUUCUCCACGGGCUGCCAGGAGAAGAAGUUGAAGGACAAGGUGAAGUCGAAGGGCAAGAAGAUCGUGAACGCGCAGGUCGCGGUCGUGGAGCCGCCGCCCAACCUCAUUGACAUCCUGCUAGAGAAGAGUCGCGAGGUCGUCGAGCUGAAGCGUCACCUCGAGCUCGCACAGGCGGUGGGGGCCCGCUAUUCCCCUAGCAUCGGCGUCUUCGGCAUCUCGUCGGUGUGUGAGUUCAGGUCGCCAGCGCAAGGGGCGCUGUGGCCGCGUGAAUUCACGCUCGGAGUGCGGAGGCUCGUGUUCCUCCUGCGCUCCGCCUGCUGGCUGCUCGGCGUCGCAGAGGCCCGUGUUUCUCCUGCGGCCGAGCAGCGCGACGAAUUCACGCGGAUGCGGAGGUACCACCGCCUGCCCAGGAAGCUCGAGGAUGACUACAAACGAACUGGCAAAAUCCUGGGAAUGGGAUACAGUGGCCAGGUGUUGUUGGCAGAGGGCAGGGAUACCGCCAAGCUGUGCGCGGUGAAGGCCUUCAAGCUGCGCGGCAUCCCCAAAGCGAAGAAGGCCACCCUCGAGAGCGAAGCCGAGAUAUUUCUCAGCAUGGACCAUCCGCAUGUUGUCCGGCUGCUUGACUGCUAUGAGUGUGAGGAGUUCCUGAAUCUUGUUAUGGAAUGCAUGACCGGAGGCGAGCUCUUGAAGCGCGUGGUGUCCAAGAAGAGGUUCUCCGAAAAGCGGACUGGGUUGGACCUCCAGUCCAUCGUGGCGGGCUCCUCCCAUGGGACCAGGCUGGGUCAGAUCUACCUGUGCCCCAUCCUGGAAGCCGCCCAGCAGGCCGCUGAUGGGGCCAGCAUCUGGUCUUACAUCGACGACACGGUCUGGCGUGCUGAGUGCCCCCGGGAUUUCGUGGAGCAGGUCAUCGUGGACGCGGGUGUCGCCCUCUUGGAGGGAUGUCCGGCCAGCCGCCUCGUCGUCUCCACCAAGACCGCCCUGGUCGCCUCGACGCCAGCACUUCGUAGGCGGGUCUGGGAUAGGCUGCGGCGCCGAGGAGUCCCCGGCCAUCAAGCCACCGACAUGGUCGACCUCGGGGUGGACGUCGUCACGGGCAGCCGCCGCGUCCAGCGGAAAGCGUCUUCCCGACGGGCACGGGCGGUUCGGCGAGCCGGACGUGUCCUCCGCCUUCGGCGCUCUGCGGCCAAGCUCGGCAAGCGCGGCUCCGCCUUCUUUUCCACGGGAGUGAAGCCGCAGUCCGUCUACGGCCACGAGGUGUGGGGCAUCGCCCCAUCCAACGUCACCAAGGGGCGGCGGCUUGCUGCUGCGGCCGCGGCGGGCAAAGGCCCUGGGCGCUGCCUGCGCCCGGCGAUGGCGGUCCUCUACCACGCAAAGGACCCAGGCGUGCAGCUCCGCGUCCAGCUGGUGCGGGAGUGGCUCGCGCAGUGGCUGAGUCAGCCGCAGCUCCACAAGCGCGCGCGACGCAUAUGGGCCAGCGUCCACCAGAAGCUCCUCCGCAGCAAGGGAGCCAAGUGGCGUAAGGUGUACGGGCAAGUCGCGGCGGUCAUCGCCACCCUCCUAGACGCUGGCUGGUCGCCCUUUACGGCAGGGCACUGGAAGCGGCCCACGCCCGCCGGGGUCGAGCAGUGGAUCAUCCCUCUGGCGGACGAGCAGGGCAGCCUCAGCCUCGAUCUCACGGAGUUCUCGGAGUUGCUCGAUGACCUGGAGCACGACCUCAUCCAGAUUAGGUGGAAGGAGGCAGCUCGGCACCUGCACGGAGGCGGCCUCGAGGACGGCGGCGACGUCUGGCUCGUCAAGCGGGGGCUCGACCACUGCGCGAAGGAGGGCAACUGGCAGGUGAGGGCCCUCAAAUACCUCGUCGUCGUCGGUGGGCAAUGGCCCCGCGCCCGCCAGGUGGAGGCAGGCCACCUCGGGCCUGACAUCUGCCGGCGCUGCUUUGGCGCGAGGGAGACCCUGGAGCACAGAAUCUGGACCUGCCCCUGCAACGCGGGCAAGCCAGCCUACGACCAGACCCAGCAUCUGGUCAGUAAGACCUUGGCGGGGGUCGAGGCUUGCCCAGCCCUCUGGCUCAGGGGCAUCGACCCCAGGGCCAACGCCAUCCCCGCGGCACCCUCGGACGUGGAGACCAUCCUCCACGACCUCUUCAUCUUCGGGGGCGCCUCUGGGGGCGCCCGCGCGGAGGGUCCGCGCCGGCGACGCGCCGGGGCGGCCAUCAACGCGCUGCGGGCAUUCAGCCGCGGCGCGGGGCGGGAGCUUGAGGCGGGCGCCUGGGCCCUUCUCCCCGGGCGCCGCCAGACUGCGCCGCGGGGGGGGACGUGCGCCUUCAUCAUUGCCCUCGAGCUCGUGGACUGCGGUUUCGCUUUCGUCACUGACCACAAAGCCCUGCUCACGGCCUGGGAGCGAGGCCGAGCCCGGCGCGCGGGCAAGGGCAAGAACGCCGACCUCUGGGCCAGGAUUGGCCGCGCGGUCCAAGCUAGACCGCGCAGGCGGGUCCGCCUCGUUUGGGCCCCGCCCCGCCAGGGCGACGACGACGAUGAGCCCAUCGUGAACGUCUACCUGGCCGCCGGCAACUGCUGCGCGCUGCAGGGCGCCGCCCAGUUCAUCGACUAUUGGGACGUCGUGGGCUGGCAGAUCCGACGACGGGCCAGGCAGGCCCCCAUGGGCGCGGCCGGUGGCGACCCAUGGCUAACGGAGAGGCCGGCGGCCAGAGCGGCCCCGAGGCAGACGGCCCUUCAGGAGGCCAUCGGCUCCUCUCCUCAUCAGCUCGCGGCUGUGGGAGCCCAGUGGAAGUGCAUCCAGUGCCGCGUCUUCUGCUCCAAGUCGGACCUCCACGACUUCGCGGCCGCGGAAUGCCGCCGCGUGGCCCAGCAGAUCGUCGCCCGUGAUCAGGCACUGGCUGCGCCGCACCUCGCCCGUGUGCCCAUGGGCCAUCAGGAGGUCCACCCUUCCCACGACCUCCACGAGUGGCCGCGUUUCUCGCUUUUCUUCUGCAUGGAGUGCGGAGCCUACGGCACGGUCAUAGGCAGAUCGCUGAGGGAACGGUGCGACAGGGCCCCCACGCGCAAGCAAGGGGAGAUGCUGCGCAGGAUCCUGGACGGGCGCCACCCGUCCUACCAGGGCCCCCCUGCGGCCGCGUUGCGGGCCUUGGAGGUGGAGGCCGCCGCGGAUUUUGUCGCCCAUGGGGGCCUCGCCCCCCGCGAGCCGGCCGCGGGCGCCCCCGCGAUGCACGGCGACGCUGCCUUCGCCGAGGUCCUCCGCCAGCAGGCUGCCGACGCCCUCCAGCGGGAGCAGCGGCGCAUCCGGGACAAGGUGGCCUACCUCCUCGCAGCGGCCACCUCAGGCUCGGCGGAGGCGGCGAGGCAAGGUGGCGCCCCCAGGCGCACGGCCAGGUCGAGGUCGCAGCUGCUCUUCCUGGCGCCGGGCGUCGCGGCGGCGGCGGUCCAGGCGCAGCCCGCAGGGUCUGCCGGGCGCCCGCGGGCGCGCUGGGCGGGGCGGCCGAGCGCCUCACCAGCCGGUGAGAUCGGGCUUCGGAUGCACCCGCAGGGCUCUGAUGGAGCUGCCCGCAGGGGGUCGGCACAGCAGGCGCAGAUCGGAGGCGUCGGUGCGCUGUGGGGCCCCCAGCCGCUGGAGCUCCCCUGGCAGGGCUCGCGGCUGCCCCCGCAGGGGCGGAUCAAGCUCGAGAAUUUUUUAUACGAGAGCGAGGACUCCGACCACCUGAAGCUCAUCGACUUUGGCUUCAGCAGAAUCUUGUCGCCGAACAUAAAGCUCCACCUGAGCUGCGGGACCCUGGCCUACAUCGCGCCUGAGGUCCUCCGCGGCAGCUACACGAACCAGUGCGACAUGUGGAGCCUCGGGGUCUCUGUUUUUAUUUUGCUCCUCGGGUACAUGCCGUUCCAAGGCAACGCAGAGAAGCUGCAGAUGAACAUCAAGGUAGGGAAGUUCGCGAAGAAAAAGAAACAGUGGGAUAGCAUUAGCUCGAGCGCCCAGGACUUCAUCGAUAUGUUGAUGGUUGUGGACCCCAACGACCGGCUCACCGCCAAGCAGGCCCUCCAGCACCAGUGGAUCGAGAGGAGGAACCACAUGAACGACGACAUGCACGACGUCGACCAGGGUAUCGCGGACGCGCUGUCCAACUUUGGGCAAGCUUCAAAUCUACGGCGCGCCUGUAUGUCGAUGAUGGCCUGGUCUUUGACGAACGAUGAGCGCAAGCAGGUGCGAGACGCUUUCAUCGAGAUAGACACAGACAGGUCUGGCACCAUCACCGUCGCAGAAUUCAAGACGGUGCUGCAGGACAAGUUCCACAUUGACGACGAGCAUGUGGCAGCGGCUUUUGCGUCCCUGGACACGAAUCACGCGGAGGAGAUCCAUUACUCUGAAUUUCUGGCGGCAAUGGUGUCGUCCCGCAUCCAGCUCCACGAUGACCUCCUCCGGCAAACAUUCAGGCGCUUCGAUGUCGACAACAAUGGCUACAUCACGAGGGAAGAGCUGGCGGAGCUGCUCGGCGAGGUGUACGAGGGGCAAGACGUCUCCAAGCUGUUGGACGAGGCGGACUCAUCUCACGACGGCAAGAUCGAUUACAACGAGUUCAUCCGUUUCAUACAGGAGGCUGGCGGGGAGCUCCACCUCGAGGCCGCCGAGAAGCUCAUUGACCGCGCCCAGACAGAGGGCGACAACGUUCACAAGGCCCCCAUCCUGAAGAAGAAGGGUCCUGUUCCCACUGUUCAUGUUCCCGCGGCCUCAGAGGCAGCAGAGACAGUGCGUAAUGUGAGCGAUGAUAUCCGCGCCCCCCACGUGAAGGGAAAUAAAGGGCAGAUAUGUUGCACCUUGAUGUGA
Molecule: messenger RNA, 5250 nt
Organism: Prorocentrum cordatum
Lineage: Eukaryota; Dinophyceae; Prorocentrales; Prorocentraceae
Source: the annotation of a GenBank genome assembly